UAAUAAACUUUUGUAAAAAUGUAGAAGAUAAUAGUUGCCUUUCAAUACUAAACACAUUAAACGCACUUAAAUACAUGCGACAGCGGUAACGUUACGUCUAUAUAGGUUACAAGUUCGUUCUAAACAUUGACGGAUCUAUAGAUUUUGCGUUUGAUCUACUAUCUGUCAUUAUGUUGUCGCGAAAAAACAAAGAUUUAAGGACAAUUAAAGAAGGAGUUGUGGGGAAAUAUGUUAAAAAAGAAACUCCACCCGAAAUGCCUAUUAUUAAUGUAUGGACUACAGAACCGAAUAGAAGGACAAGGAAUCGUAAUAAUCAUCCAACUAUCCCUACAUCCAUGUCUAUUCCACAACAACCCAGUAUGGUACAAAAGUUUGGAAAUACUAAAACAACAAUGAGUGCAGUAGGUUUAGGAAGUCACGAGGGAAAGUAUACACCUAACAGUUCUGUUCCAGAUUUAGCUCAAAGAUUUGCCAGUCUGUCUGUUAAUACAAGCACAAGAGAUGGACUACCAUCUCGUACAGCCACCCCAAUGUAUCAUUCUGGCCUUUCGCCUGCUAUAUCUCAUACUUAUGUUAAUCAGUAUGCUGGAUCUGAGUAUCAUUUAGACAGAGUUCAAACACCACAGAUGCCUUAUAAAUCCUUUGAUAUUGACUCAGGUUAUGAAGAGUAUAAUCAUUCUGUGUAUCGUCAAAAUACAGGAUACAGUCGAUGUCAUUCAGAGAGAUCAAGUUCUAGGAAUGAGCAACAAGAAGAACUUCCUUUGCCUCCUGGAUGGUCUGUUGAUUUUACCCUCAGGGGUAGAAAAUAUUACAUAGAUCAUAAUACAAAAACUACUCAUUGGUCCCACCCCCUUGAAAAAGAAGGUUUGCCCACAGGUUGGGAAAGAAUAGAGUCACCCGAGUAUGGUGUUUAUUAUGUCAAUCAUAUUACGCGACAAGCGCAAUACGAGCAUCCGUGUUAUCCCCAUGAAAUACAAGCGGUCCGCGUUGUCUCGCCGCCACGUCAUACACACUUCCAUUCUCAUAGUGUCUUAGUCCCAGCGAAUCCCUACCUGAACGAGGAAAUACCUCACUGGUUAUAUGUAUAUAGUAGAGCUUCUGUAGCAUUAGAUCGUAAAUUACGAUGGGAGCUCUUUCGUUUACCUGAACUUGACUGUUUUAAUGCCAUGCUCACAAGAUUGUACAAACAAGAACUAGAAGAAGUAGUUAUGCGCUAUGAAGAGUACAGGUCAGCCUUAUUAUGUGAAAUGGAACAAAGACUAAAAGAAUUAAAUCCUGAAACUUCAAGUUCCUCAUCUGGAGCAAUUGCUCUACGACAAUCUUUACCAUAAGUAAAAUUUAAUGCAAAACAUUUCACAGCGUUUUACUGUCUGUGUAUUGACAAGAGAUUUUGCGAUAUACGCUGAAAAAAUUGA
Messenger RNA from Dufourea novaeangliae, 1415 nucleotides. Its product is annotated as scaffold protein salvador-like. The record is from RefSeq and is a predicted model, not a curated record. NCBI's taxonomy places the organism in Eukaryota, Metazoa, Arthropoda, Insecta, Hymenoptera, Halictidae. The transcript has 7 exons. Bases 171 to 1331 code for a protein of 386 amino acids. Gene Ontology annotation, molecular function: protein binding; molecular adaptor activity. Gene Ontology annotation, biological process: apoptotic process; hippo signaling; regulation of cell population proliferation.